Ordospora pajunii is the source of this 1722-nucleotide messenger RNA. RefSeq lists its product as uncharacterized. Bases 1 to 1722 code for a protein of 573 amino acids. Lineage: Eukaryota; Fungi; Microsporidia; Ordosporidae. The record is from RefSeq and is a predicted model, not a curated record. The transcript has a single exon.
AUGAAGUUUAUAUUGGAUUAUAUACGGAUUGCCAGGCUUAUGCGUAUAAUAGAUCUUCAGAAUAAAUCCAAUCCAACAUCUACUACUGCGUGGUGGAGUUUUAAGAAUAUCUUUUCUGGCCAAAACAAAAAAAUAAAUAGAGCCGGAUUAUCACACAAAGCAUUGGGAAUUAGGGAAAAAAUAAAAGAUAUAAUUGAAAAACUAAACAAUCAGCAGGCAAAAAAAAAUAAUAUGCUCAUCACUGCGAUUAAUAAGAUUAUUGGCGAGCUCUCAUGCUAUUAUUCAAAUUUAGAACCGCUACCUUCAUCUUCUCCUUCUAUAAGGAGAAAGAGUAUGCCACCGUCUUUGAAUCUUUUUACAUUUUUGACAAUUCAUAUGACAAAAGCGGAGAUACAAGUUAUGGUGCAAGGCAAUAUGGUUCCGUUGAAGUAUUGCAUCACGAAUGAUACAUUUAAGACUGCUUUGAAAUCUGUGACGGAAGACCAGACACAAAUGGAAAAAAUGCUUAGAGUGAUCGAUGAAAGGAUUGAAAUUAUUGAACUGUAUACGAAUAUUAUUCUCUUCCAAAAAAAUGACAGCAGGGCACAUAUUGAAUGGUAUUCAAAUAGCAAUAAUAAUACAGCAGCGACUUUCUUUAUUCAUAUGGAACACAGAAUGAAUAAUAUUCUAUCCAAUAUAACUAAUAAUCCGCCUAUUAAGGAUGUAUUGGAUGCAAUCAAAAAAACUAAAUUAGAUCAGACAUUGAGCGAUGAAGAAAUAGCAAACAUACUGAUUAACGAAAUAAGUGGGCGUCUGUUGAAGCACAGCAUAGAUAUGCCCAUGGUUAAGGUAUUGCACCUGUUCAUUGCUAAAGGAUUAUCAACGGGCAAUGAUAAGCCUAUUAUAGCAUUGAUAUUGGAUGAUAUGCUGGAAGUGAGUAGCCACAAGAGCCAAGAAGGAAAUGGCACACAAAAUAGAAGCGAAGACUCACCACUGGGAAGCAUACAAAUGAUCAUGAUGACACUGUGGGCUAUGUGCGAGAUACACAGUGAUUAUGAGCUUAUUAGCCAUGAUAAUAGCAAAUAUAUAGAGCUAAUGGCAAGCAAAGCCAUACCAGGUGCAAACUAUUAUGUAAAAGUACUGUUUAAUAGCAUAUCAGAUCAAAUAUCAGUACGUGAUAGAGGAGAAGCAGGCGAAGCAGGCGAAAAUAUAUUGAAUAAUAUAGAAGUCAUAGAAAUUAUGCUUGAAACGGUAUUUGGCACAAAAACGAAUACGCUUGAAGAAAAAGAUAAGGAAAAGAUAAGAAAGAUUUUAAGCAGUUUCCUUCAUAAAAUAGAUUCGGAAAGAUCAAGUCUGAUUUUUUUUAUAAACAAAAUAGUAACAACUUCUGUUAAAUUUGAUAUUGAGCUCAUAAAUAACCUCAACAGUAUAGCAAUAAGCCAGGGCAAGGAAGCAGAUCCACAAAGAGGCAUGGAAAAGUGUGUUUGCGACAUAAUUACAUCGAUUGCUAGGCAUAAUGGAAAUGAAAAAGAUUGGAAUAAAGAAAAUACAGCAAAUAAUGUUACUAAUGAUAUAGUAAUAAGCAACUUGAUGACUUUUUUUAAUAAUACUAGCUAUCCUAACAUGCUUAAAACUGGAUUCAUACAAUUCCUUAUACUGCUCAUAUUGCUUCAUGCUUGGUGGAAUAACAGCCACAUCGAAACAAAUGAUGAUACAACGAAAUGCAACACUAAGGCAACUUAA